UUUCAAAUAAUUGAAAAGUAUAAUUAAUAAUUAUAUAAUUUAAAAGUAUUUUGCUCAAAAAAACAAAAAGCAAAACAAAUACAUUUCCAUUUUCUGCUACUAAAGACAUUAUUAAAGUUAUUUAUAAUAUAUUAAAAUAUUCAUCUAAUGGGCUGUGCAAAUGGUAAGAACUUACGAAAAAAACAAAAGGAGCAAACAAUGGAUGCCGAUCCCUUAAUUCAAUAGAUAACGAGCUUUAAAAAUGAAAUUCAAAUUCUUCGAACUUGCUUGUUUUAGGUUUUAAAUUUAUAACCUAAGGAAAUCUCCACUUUCGAUGAGGAUAUCAAGUAUAUCUAAGAGUAAACAAACGAAAAAAAUAUUUCUAAUUUAUAAGACCUUAUAAUAUGCUAUUAGAUAAAUAUUAUAAAAAGAAAAAACUAAAUUCAAAGUUUAAUUUUGUCUUCAGCCAUAUAAUCUGGUUCAGAGUAGGUUUUGCAUCAGAAACUAGUCUCAGCAUGCAAAAAGAAAAAAAAAUAGUUUUAGAUGAAAUGA
Tetrahymena thermophila SB210 is the source of this 531-nucleotide messenger RNA. RefSeq lists its product as hypothetical. NCBI's taxonomy places the organism in Eukaryota, Ciliophora, Oligohymenophorea, Hymenostomatida, Tetrahymenidae. The transcript has a single exon. The record is from RefSeq and is a predicted model, not a curated record.